CUGAGUUUAAAACAGAAAAAUAAAUGUAACAACUGUCUUUCCCCCUUAGAAGCUUUUUCCAGGGCUUCCUAUUACCAGCUAGCAUUGGAGCAGCUGCACAGCUACCCAGAGGCCCUGGCGGCUCUGGGCCAUCCGCUUGUCCAUUAGCUCCACCUCACCGACAAGUACAGCUUCGUGGACAUUGCCCAUGCCCAGUUGAAGAUUCCAGUCUCUGGAACCAAGUUAGAGGGCCAUACCUAUGUCAGCUCAUCCAGAGAUGCCCCCUUUCAGAGGUGGCACCUUCAGAAGGUCUUCUUAAAGCUCAAGGGUGGUCAGCAGAUUCCCGUGUUUAAGCUCAGCUGGGACACUGGUGAUGAAGGAGGACAGGUGAUCAAAACGACUCUGCUUUCUCCAAGCGUGGCCUCCCCUCCUCACCGGGUCCCUCCAGGGCCUUGAGCCGGGUGUCCAGCACCAGGGGUGACUGUACGUGCUGGCAUGUGGUAAUUUUGGUAUAAUGCUAAUUUGACCACGGUUAUUGCGGGUUUUUAAUUUAAUCAAAAAUGGACAUUUUACUAUAAGUUUAUAAGAAUUUAUCUGCAAAUUCGCUAAAAGCAAAGCACAGAGUAAAAGGAAUCAGUGUUAAUAAGAUGUUCGCUGAUUUUUGCUAGUUCUCCUCUUUCUUUCCUGCCCCCUUCCUGCCCCUCCCUCCGGAUCCCCAUAGUUUUCAGUUCCAUCAAUGAGAAGGCAAGUCUUACUAGCAGCUCUGAAGAGGUCUGUAACUGUUAACAUGAGAAUGCCCGACCCUGAAUUCAUGUUAAGUAGCUUGCGAACAUUGUCAGUCCCUUUGAAAUGCUUUUUGCUUCACUGCUUUCGUUUUAUCUUCUUGUUUCUGUUUUAGUUGUCCGCUGUCUGCCUGAUAAGUUUGCAAAAUAACUGCUUUAGUCCAAACAUUUUAGAAGCUUAAAAAUAUGUAGGUGUACAUAGCACAUGCAAAACUAACUUGGGAAUGGUAGUUCAAAGCUAGUAGGUCCUUAUCCUUCUGCUCUGCAAACAGCCACAUAUUAGAGGAGCACACCUUUAGGUGGUACCUUUUUUAUAAGUGAACAUUAUGAAGCCAUCUUCCUCCCCUCUGAGCACCAGAGCUGAUGAAAACCAGAAAUCUGAUACAUUUGCUUUGAAAAGGCCAGUAUCACCCCCUUAUUGUUAUUAGGCUUAAUGCAGUUAUAAUUGCCUACAAUAAAGGAUGUUCAUUAGAUCUUUUCCUAAAUUAAAAAAAUAUUUUUUAAUGUUUAUUUUUGAGAGACAAAAAUCGUACUCUAAAUAUAUAAAGAACAUAUAAACCAUUAAGAGGUACGCUAAAACCGUAUUACAAAGAGGUCCAAGAAAAACUUAAAACAAUUUUUUUUAAUGUUUAUUUUACAGAGAGAGAGAGAGAGAGAGAGACAGAGCAUGAGCGGGGGAGGGGCAGAGAGAGAGGGAGACACGGAAUCUGAAGCAGGUUCCAGGCUCUGAGCUGUCAGCGCAGAGUCUGACAUGAGGCUCGAACUCACGAACUGCAAGAUCACAACCUGAGCCAAAGUAGGACUCUCAACCAACUGAGCCACCCAGGUUCCCUCUUUUCCUACAUUCUUAAUAUUCAUUGGAGGGAAGACUUUCCAGAAAUAUUAAGCUUAAAUUCAAUAUAGAGCAUGAGGCCUUUGAUCAUUGGAAGUUAUUUCUGUUCUGGAGCUUGUUUCUUUAAAAACAAAUAUUCUUUGAAUAGAUUAUAGAGUGAAAUAGGAGUCUCCCUGAAAGCACUUUUGCAGUUAGUACAAUCUGAACAAUCUUUUAAAGUACAGUAAAUCUUUGGUUUGCAAGCAUAAUUUGUUCCGGAAACAUGCUUGUAAUCUAAAACACUCAUAUAUCAAAGCGAAUUUCAAGAGCCAUUGGCUCAGUUUUGAUCAUGUGACAUUCACCAUCACAUACUGCUCAUAUUGCAAGACAUAGCUUGUUUAUCAAGUUAUAAUUUAUUAGAAAUGUUUGCUAGUCUUAUGAAACACAGAACUUUUACAUGCAAUCCAAAGUUUUACUGCAAAUGGUAGACUACUGUGCAUGUACUUCUGUGCUUUUAUUUUUUUAAUGUUUAUUUCUGAGUAAG
Messenger RNA from Neofelis nebulosa (Clouded leopard), 2116 nucleotides. Its product is annotated as cytochrome c oxidase assembly factor 1 homolog. Gene Ontology annotation, cellular component: mitochondrial inner membrane. Gene Ontology annotation, biological process: mitochondrial respiratory chain complex I assembly; mitochondrial respiratory chain complex IV assembly. NCBI's taxonomy places the organism in Eukaryota, Metazoa, Chordata, Mammalia, Carnivora, Felidae. The record is from RefSeq and is a predicted model, not a curated record.